This is a messenger RNA of Aricia agestis (brown argus), 535 nucleotides long. Its product is annotated as bolA-like protein DDB_G0274169. Gene Ontology annotation, cellular component: mitochondrion. NCBI's taxonomy places the organism in Eukaryota, Metazoa, Arthropoda, Insecta, Lepidoptera, Lycaenidae. The record is from RefSeq and is a predicted model, not a curated record. The transcript is spliced from 3 exons. The coding region runs from base 62 to 424 and encodes 120 amino acids.
GUUCAAGAAAUUGCAAUUUGCAAAAAUUGUGCACUUUAAUUGUUAGGUAUUCUAUGAGCUAAUGUUUAUUUUAUUGGUUCAAGGCUCAAGAAAAAUGUCUGCUGCGUCGGGAAUCAUAGCAAAUAGCAUCAAAACGAAACUACAGACGGCUUUACAGACAAAACACUUAGACGUUAUCAACGAAUCGUAUAUGCACAAUGUUCCUAAAGGAGCUGAAACACAUUUCAAAGUUGUGGUAGUGUCAAGCCAAUUUGAAGGGCUGCCUUUGAUAAAGAGGCAUCGACUUGUAAAUGAGACCCUGAAAGAAGAAUUACAAAAUGGGGUCCAUGCUCUUUCAAUUGUAGCAAAAACUCCCGACCAGUGGGAAUCUAGCGAUCAAAUAGUAGAGAGCAGUCCCAACUGCAGAGGAGGCUUCGGUAAAUAAAUUGGUAACAUAGGACUACUUAUUAAAGACUAAUUACUGCACAAUUGUAUUUUAUUGUGUCUUAGCUAUAUUUGUUAUAGAAAAACACAGAAUCAUUUUCACUAAUCUGCA